UUCAAUGCUACAACCAUUUGGAAUAUGGGACUUUUAAUCUAUGAUUUGGACCACGGGGACGGGCGGCUGUGUGUUUGUGCUCGGCUCUGGGUCAUUUUGAUAACUCUCGCCGGUAAAAUCUCCCCGACCGGCUCCGAUGCGCUCCUCAGCUCCUCGCCGGUGACCGUCAGUCCCUCGCCACCCAACGUCUACCUCCCCGCCAACUUCAAAAUGUCCAACGCACAGCUGGCUUUCUUCUUGCGGGAGGCUCAGGCCACGGGGCAGACGGGCGGCGGCGGAAGGGGCGGUGCCGGCACCGGCGGCCCGAGCGCGGGACACCCGCUGCAGCGCUCUGAGAGCUUCGUGGUUUUCCAGACAAAAGACCUCCCCGCCAUCAACGUAAGCUUCGGGCCUUUCUCCCGGGACCAGGCCCUGUCCAAGGAGUUGCUCCAGCCAGCCAGCCCGCUGGACAUCCCCGGCCAGCUGACGGUCAACUGGAAGGUGAGGGCCUUCAUCGUCCAGGCGCGGGUCUUCUCCAACAACCCCGCGGUGCAGGUGUUCUUCUACAUCGCCGGCCGCGAUUGGGACGACUUCAAAGCCCGGGACCAGCUGCCCUGCGUCCGGCUGCACGCCUUCCGGGACGUCCGCGAGAUCAAAACCUCCUGCCGCAUGAAAGGCAACCUGGCGCAGUGCUUGGCCCAGCUGGAGCUGCCGCCGUCCUGGUUCAACACCAACGUGGCCCCGCUGGGUCGGAGGAAAGGCUCCGGCGACGGGCUCUUGGACGGGCUCACCAGCGAGACCCUGCAGGCGGAGCUCUACUACACGCUCCACGGGACCAGUCUGGACGGGGAGUGCAGCGAGGGCUCAGGUCACCGGGGCGGCGGCGGCGGCUCCAGGGGAGAGCCUCUGUCACAGCACCCCCUGCUGCGCAUCGGGAGCAUCAGCCUGUACCAGGCCAGCCAGGAGCAGCUGCUGGUGGACAAGCAGUUGGAUAAGAACAUGUUCCUCAGGCUGCCAGAGAAGCCCCUGAAGCCCGGAGAAACCCUCCGGAUCUUCCUCUACCUGAUGCCCAACUCCACCGUGGAGCAGUUCUCCCUCAAGGUCAAAGCGAAGAAAGGGGUGAACCUGCUCGAGACCCAGUCGAAGAACGCCCAGUGGAAGGUGGACUGGGAGAUUCAGUCCGGCGCCAAGCACUCCAUCACCACCAUCGACGUGAACAAGAACAGAGCAGUCAAACAGGGGGAUGUUUUGGGCAACGUGGAGGUCAUGCAGUUGGACUUCGAGAUGGAGAACUUCACCAGCCUCUCGGUGACCAGACGAAUCAACUGGAACAUCGACUACAAGGGGCAGAACCCGCCCCCCGACUCGGAGAAGGUAGUGACGGAGCUGACGGUGGUGCAGCGAGACAUUCAGGCCAUCCUUCCUCUGGCCAUGGACACUGAGAUUAUCAACACGGCCAUCCUGACUGGACGCACCGUCGCCAUUCCCGUCAAAAUGGUCUCCAUCGAGAUGAACGGAGCGGUCACCGACGUCUCGGCCUUCGUGCAGUGCAAGUCCUCCAAUGAAGACAUUGUUAAGGUGUCCAUGAAUUGCGACUACGUGUUCGUCAACGGGAAGGAGACACGGGGAUCCAUGAGCGCGAGGGUGAUCUUCAGCUACGAGCACCUGAGCGCGCCGCUGGAGCUGACCGUCUGGGUGCCCAAACUUCCCCUGCAGGUGGAACUCUCCGACAACAAUCUGAGUUUCAUCAAAGGCUGGAGGGUUCCCAUUCUGCCCGACCGAAGGAGCACCAGAGACAGCGACGCGGACGACGACGAAGACGAGCGCCGGGUGAGCCGAGGCUGCACCCUGCAGUACCAGCGGGCCCUGGUCAAGGUGCUGACCCAGUUCCACACCACCUCCACAGAGGGCACCGACCAGGUCAUCACCAUGCUGGGGCCCGACUGGCAGGUGGACGUCACGGACCUGGUCCAGGACUCGCUGAAGGUGGCCGACCCCAGGAUAGGCGAGCUGGUGGACAGGACGGUGCUGGUGGGUCUGGAGCUGGGAGCCACUGUGCUCAAGGUGGAGUCUCCGCUGGCGGUGGACGCGGUGUUGGGAGAGUCCGCGUUCUCGGUCACGGACGACAAGGUCUCCAUCACGGAGAUGCGCGUCCACGGCGUCUCCGGCCUGACCCUGUCCCUGCAGCCCAGCCCCGGCAACAGCCACACCAUGGUCGCCAAGGCGACCGGCGUCCAGACGCUCGCGGCUCCCAAGCAGGAGGCCAGCUUGUCGGUCUGGAUGCUCUUCAGCGACAACACGGCUGCCAGCCUGACGUACUUCGACCCCAAAGACUACAACCUCAACGCCUCCACGCUGGACGACCGGGUGGUGUCGGUAUCCCAGGAGCCUCAGCAGCGCUGGCCCGUGCUGGUGGCCGAAGGCGAGGGCAGCGGCGAGCUGGUGCGUCUGGAGAUGACCAUCGGCGAGGCCUGCCAGAAGACCAAGCGUAAGAGCGUCAUCGCGGCCGCCGCCGUGUACGUCAAGGUCCGCUUCGGCCCGGAGGAAGACUCCGAGGAGGAGGAGGAGGCGGCCGCCGGCGGCGCCGAGGGCGAGACGGAGACGGCGCCGAUCACCAGGCGGCCGAUCGGCGAUCCCAACGUCGGCGGGAGAAUUUACGAGACGUCCAACGAGCAGCCCGCCAGCGUUCCCAUCGACUACACCAACUUCCCCACCAGCAGCAACCGGGAGAGACCGACCGAGAGCGACGAAGAAGAGGAGGAGGACGAGGAGGAAGACGACUUUGUGCAUUCGCCUCGCAACAUGACCGACCUUGAGAUCGGCAUGUACGCCCUCCUGGGAGUCUUCUGUCUGGCCAUCUUGGUGUUUCUCAUCAACUGCAUCGUCUUCGUGCUCAAGUACCGGCACAAGCGCAUCCCGCCGGAGGGCCAAGCCAACAUGGACCACUCGCACCACUGGGUGUUCCUGGGCAACGGCCAGCCGCUGAGGGCCCAGUGCGACCUGUCGCCGCAGCAGGUGGAGAGCCCCGCCCCUCUGGAGGGCGUGCAAACGUGCUGCCACGGCGACCACCACAGCAGCGGCAGCUCCCAGACCAGCGUUCAGAGCCAGGUGCACGGGCGGGGCGACGGCAGCUCCGGCGGGUCCACGAAGGAGAACGGCGAGGAGGCCAGUUCGCCCACCUCCAAGCGCAAGAGAGUCAAGUUCACCACCUUCACCACGCUCCCCACGGAGGAGCUGCCCUACAACUCCAUCCCCAUCGCAGACGAAGAGGACAUUCAGUGGGUCUGCCAGGAUAUGGGCUUCCAAGACCCCGAGGAACUGCACGACUACAUGCGCAGAAUAAAAGAAAUCGCCUAGAGACAAAGGAGGUGCGGCGUGAAGCGCAGCUCUCGGCUCUCGGCUCUUUUUUUUCCUCCAAGAAACGUUUCCUUUCUACUUUCUCUCUCUUUUUUUUUUUUCACCUGCGUCAAAGAUAUUGUUUUCACAGACAAAAAAAAUUGUUUGUUUUUGGUUUAAGGUGUGUUCCAUUUAGUUUGCACAGUGCUUGCGACCUCACUGGAGAAAUCGGUGAAUCUCGGGCAGAAAGGAAACGAAAGUGGGGAAUCUUGAGCCCGCAGGUGAGAGCUGCUCCAGCUCGCUUUAUUUUCUUCAGGAUUGUAUGUUUUUGUUGUUGUUUUUUUUUUAAAGAAAAAGCCUGAUAUACGGACAGGAACGUACGAGACGUUUGCUAUCGGCUGUGUUUUCCUGCUGGCUCGGUUGGGACUCUGUGGUACUGUUCCUAAACAAAGAUGCCUUUGAUGAACACACA
Cyclopterus lumpus (lumpfish) is the source of this 3787-nucleotide messenger RNA. It is a transcript of the gene tmem132e, whose product is annotated as transmembrane protein 132E. The coding region runs from base 25 to 3336 and encodes 1103 amino acids. Lineage: Eukaryota; Metazoa; Chordata; Actinopteri; Perciformes; Cyclopteridae. The record is from RefSeq and is a predicted model, not a curated record. The transcript is spliced from 9 exons.